AUGGGCCCUUCUACCUUCAGUGACGACCUUCCUACAUCCCUGGCGGACCUGCUUUCCAACACCUUGAUCCUGCGCCAAACUGCCCCGUACCUGCCAAUAUCUGCUCUCCGUAACCUGUCGCGAACCUGCAAAUCCCUACACCAUGUUAUCUUCCAGUCGCCAGAGGCCUUUCGCUACUUGGAUCUCUCUCCGGUGAAGUCUACUAUUGUACCCUUCGAUGGACCUCUUGAUAUCGGCGGUACCAGUUUCCGCGCUGAGCGAAUGGACGAAGCCCUCACCGAAGACGACUUCUACAGCGGUCCGCUACGUCACAUCUUCAACAGACUUGAGAAGCUGCACGUCUUGCGCAAUGUCCACACACUCGUACUAGACGGGCUCAGCGUCACAGCCGAACUGGUCAAGGAACUGCUUACUGAGGAGCGAUUCAACGUCCGCAUACUCUCGAUUCGCGAAGCCAAACACUUGAACGAGAGGAAGCUUCAGCAAUACCUGCGAUAUGCGGUCCGACCGUCCAGGCCUGCGGGCACCCCUCGAGUCAAAGGCAUCUACAUCUUUGGCACCCGCGAUCGAAUACCGCGCCCUGCGUCGCCCGUCACGAAGAAGCCUUCCCCACAUAUUCCCAAGGGCGUGACGACUUCACAAGGGGCGCAGAUAGGGGCGCAAUGGAACGAGAAGUCGCAGCAGGCCUUGGAAGCUGUACUGGCGCGGACCGAGGACAAGUGGUACCAGUCUUCUGGUAAGAUCAUACCGAAGCGGCCGUCGCCGGAAUGGGCAGAGAUACUCCAGGCGUGCGAAGGCAUUAUCGCCUUCGAUGCCGUUCUGUGCAGAGGACCACGCCACGACCCAAGCAAGGCGUACGUCAGAGACGCGACUGCAGAUGGAGCACCCCACCCGUCCUCUUUCCUGCGGCCUACAGUAGCCACUGUAGCGCUAGGUCCGUCCGGCUGCGAAACAUGCCACUCCUCUCCAGAAGGCCCGGCAGUAUUUGGCGACUCCAGUCCGUCCCAUCAUCCGUUACUCAGUCCGGUACCACUUCAUGGGUCCUCCGUUCGCGCCGCCCAAAUACCGCACACUCUCGACGGGUCCGCCCCUUCCCCUCUCAUAGUGCGAUGCGAGGACUGCUUGAAAGGACGCUGGUGCGAGAGAUGUCACAAGUGGUGGGAUGAGAACUGCUACAUUGGAUCGGUCACCGCCCAACGAACGGAACUACAGCAGACCGAGCUCACCGAGAGCUUCAAACCCGACGGGACCAGUCAACUGCUCCCCAAGCAAACCAUCAAGGUACAUAUGGGCCUCUGCGUGGAACACUGCCUCCGUGAGGAAAUGAUGGCCGGAGCCGGUAGCGACGGGAUAUUAUGGGCUUGUCUACCUAAAAUCUGGAAGUUGAUGGAAAUCACCGGAUGUCCUUCUCUCUCCCUCGGCGUCAUUCACGAGGGCGAGAUGAUAAUGCAGUAUAGUCGAGGAGUCGCCGAUACAUCAACAGGUCGCCCGGUCAACCAUGACACUGUCUAUAUGAUCGGAUCACUCACCAAGGCUUUCAUCGCCGCGUCUUGUGGUAUACUUGUCGACGAGGGCAAACUGAGCUGGACCGAACCGCUAUCCACAUACAUACCCUUUACCCAAAACAAAGAUCCUGUCAUAGGCGAGCGUAUGAGUUUGUCAGACGCUCUGUCUCAUUCCAGCGGAUUUCCUCAGCUCGAUAUCGCGUGGUACGGAUCCUUCGGCGAGACACUGAUGUUUCCACAACAUUUACUGCAGAUUACUGCCAACAUGCCAGUACACGACGACGCCUUUCGAAAGGAAUUUCAUUACUCCAACUGGCCAUACGCCCUAGCGGGUAGAGUGAUUGAAGCGGUAGGUGGCGAGGAUGCCGUGGAUGGCUGGGGAGGGUUCGUCAAGAAGAGAAUCUUCGAUCCGCUCUGGAUGAUUCGAUCGACGUGUUCGCGAAGCGACAUCCAGCGCGGCAAUUUGGCUGAGCCGCAUAUGGUCCUGGGCAAUGAACACCAGAACAAAACGGGUCCAUGGCGUUUACCUGCGCCUCAAGUUUCAGACAGGUCUAUUUGCGGAGCGGCCAUGGCAAUAUGGUCGAACAUCGUGGAUAUGCUCAUCUGGUCGCGAGCAGUGUUGGAACGCUUGGAGCAAGAGAAAGCGGGGAAGACUCCAGCCAUCUUGUUGAACCCGCUCAAGCAUAUCAGUCAAAUCACGUCCCAGAAAUUCCCCGUCACAGAUGACACCAUCAACGAGAACACUUAUGGAUUUGGAUGGGCAAGACACAUGAUCCCUUCGACACAACUCGGAUGGCUGUCCACCAACGGGCCGCAGAAAGACGAUAUCAUCGGUCGAGAAUCGCCGCCGCGACUAACAUUAUACCACGGAGGCCAAGUGACUGGCUACCUGAACUCGAUCUACCUCUUCCCAGAGACCAAAUCAGCUGUAGUGGUCCUAACGAACGCGCAGAGCGCUGGAGACUGCUCUGAUCUCGUGGCUCAGAUGCUCGUCCAAUCACUCUUCGACAUGAAACCGGAAGUUGAUUUCGAAAUGAGGGCGAAGAAGGCAUCUGUCAGUAGUCUGAGCCUUCAUGGCAAGAUGCGGGAGGACUGGCAUCGGAAUCGCAAACCAAGAACGGGCCAGCCUGAGCUCAGAGACUUCCAUGGCAGUUACUGUGACGAUGAUACAAUGGCGCAAUACGGCUACGGACAAAACCCGCAAUACGGCGCUGGGAAUGCGCAAAACCUCCAAUUCUACCCGUCGUCAUUUUCGAACCAGCCGGUAUCUGGCCAUUCCACACCGUUUCAGGCAAACUACGGCGCACCAGCGAGUCAAGCGUAUCCCACACAGUAUGGCGCUGGGUUCGCUGCACCGGGCGUGAGCGGGCAGAUGGGUAUGGGCGUGUCGGGGCUGCGGACGGGGUGGCUGGCGGCUUUUGGCACGGAAGGAUACGAUGGAGAGCCGCCGCUACUGGAAGAGUUGGGAGUGAACUUCAGGCACAUACAGAUGAAGACCUUGGCUGUGCUGAAUCCGUUCGGUCGGAUCGAUCAGCACAUCAUGGACGACAGCGAUGUGGCAGGGCCAAUACUGUUCUUCUUGAUCUUUGGGACGUCGUUACUGUUGUCUGGAAAGCUUCAUUUCGGUUACAUCUACGGCCUGGCGUUCGUUGGCACGAUCCUCCUCCACCAGAUCCUCUCGCUCAUGUCCCCGCCUGUCGUCGAAGCGACACCAGUAGACCACGGUCACCCACACGGCUCACAUCUCGGCUCCUCGUUAACGUUCCCGCGAUCGGCAUCGGUGCUCGGAUACUGCCUGCUCCCUCUUGUUCUGGUAUCGAUGUUUGGAAUCAUCGUGCCGCUUGACGGGCUGUUUGGAUAUCUUCUGACGAGCUUGGCCAUCACAUGGUGUUCCUACAGCUCCAGUUCCAUGUUUACUGUUGUUGGACGCAUGACUUCCAUGCGCGGACUGGUAGCGUACCCCAUGGUUCUGUUCUAUGGCAGUUUUGGUAUUAUGGCCAUCUUCAGCUCGCGGGGCACUGGUCAGUUGGCGGCGAAGGCGGCAGGAUCAUAG
Alternaria conjuncta is the source of this 3558-nucleotide messenger RNA. RefSeq lists its product as uncharacterized. The transcript has 6 exons. Gene Ontology annotation, biological process: endoplasmic reticulum to Golgi vesicle-mediated transport; vesicle fusion with Golgi apparatus. The record is from RefSeq and is a predicted model, not a curated record. Gene Ontology annotation, cellular component: membrane; trans-Golgi network. NCBI's taxonomy places the organism in Eukaryota, Fungi, Ascomycota, Dothideomycetes, Pleosporales, Pleosporaceae. The coding region runs from base 1 to 3558 and encodes 1185 amino acids.